AUGAGUCCUAGAACAAGAAGACAAAAGGCCGCGGUGGCAUCUCAGUCCGAAGAAAGUAACAGAUCGCCCAUUCGGAAUGGCACUGCAGAGAAGCCUUCAAAGAAGAAUGCUUCCUCGUCUGGCCAGGAGGUGAAAGAGAACAUUUUCCUUUUUGCUCCAAACUUGAUUGGGUAUUCACGUAUUUUCCUCGCCAUCGCUUCCCUCUACUACAUGCCGCUUCACCCACGAACCUGCUCGAUCCUCUACAGUGUGUCAUGUCUGUUGGAUGCUCUCGACGGAUAUGCGGCGCGAUACUUCAACCAAUCGACCACUUUCGGCGCGGUGCUCGAUAUGGUGACUGACCGCUGCACUACCGCGUGUCUCCUUGUUUUCCUGAGCUCCGCCUGGCCACGAUGGGCUAUCAUCUUCCAAAGCUUGAUUUCUCUGGACAUGGCCAGUCACUACAUGCACAUGUACGCCACAUUGAGCAUGGGUGGAUCCUCCCAGAGCCACAAGAAGGUCGACCGUAGCAGAAACUGGUUCUUGUACCAGUACUACACUAGCAAGACUGUCUUGUUCAUCUGCUGUGCUCUUAACGAGGUGUUCUUCAUUGGCCUCUAUCUCCUUUCUUUCUCUUCGCCUACCCUCUCCCCCUCUCUCCUGCAGCCUGCUCAGGGUGAGCCUGCCUCUGUGCAACCUGGAAACCCUGCCCAUCCUGCUCCAAACAGCCUUUUCGCUAGCCCCUGGAGUGCCGGUGCUCUGGAGAUGGCCCGAGCAAACAAGAUCGACAGCACCCUUCCCUGGAUCAUUACCGGAAUCUCAGCACCCGUCAUGGCUUUCAAGCAGUUCAUCAACGUUGUGCAGCUGGUCAAUGCCAGUAAGUGGCUGGCCCAGGGUGACCGUGCCAACCGCAAGAAGCAGUAG
Messenger RNA from Aspergillus wentii DTO 134E9, 903 nucleotides. RefSeq names its product CDP-diacylglycerol--inositol 3-phosphatidyltransferase. Gene Ontology annotation, molecular function: CDP-diacylglycerol-inositol 3-phosphatidyltransferase activity. Bases 1 to 903 code for a protein of 300 amino acids. Gene Ontology annotation, cellular component: Golgi apparatus; membrane. The transcript is spliced from 3 exons. The record is from RefSeq and is a predicted model, not a curated record. Gene Ontology annotation, biological process: phosphatidylinositol biosynthetic process. NCBI's taxonomy places the organism in Eukaryota, Fungi, Ascomycota, Eurotiomycetes, Eurotiales, Aspergillaceae.